Molecule: messenger RNA, 1975 nt
Organism: Phlebotomus papatasi
Lineage: Eukaryota; Metazoa; Arthropoda; Insecta; Diptera; Psychodidae
Exons: 2
Coding region: 78-506 (142 amino acids)
Source: RefSeq, a predicted model, not a curated record
AGUCAGUUUGUAAGCAGCUAUUGAGUACUGAAACCGAAAAUUUAAUAGUGAACAAAUAUUAAAAAAAAAGAAGAAAAAUGAAGUAUUAUCCUGUGAUAAUCGUUUUAGCGUGUGUUGUGAGUGUUUUUGGAAGUACUUAUAUUGGUAUUGGCAACAGAGUUCCGGGUGAAUACCUUCUGGGCUUUGUGCAAAAUUCAACAACGUAUACGCCAAAUCCGCAAAAUCACACCACUCAACUUUUCUUCCAAGGAACUCCCGGAAAUAACAUUACAUUCGUUCACGUUAAUAUUUUUCCGAACUACUCCUACUUGACGUUCCCAGUUCUAGGACAAUAUUACAAUUUCUGGAUAGACAUAACCUUGUACAAUACAACACAACUUAGUGCCAAUAUGUACGUUUAUGGGUUUAAUGGAACAUCAAUAACAGGAAGAGUUAGGGAUUUCAUUAGAAAACCUAUUGAAACCCCAGAGAUGAUAACACUUCACAAUGAUCCCAAUGAACACUAAAAAGUGUAAAAAAAAAUUAUUGGCUAAAAUAUUUGUAAGUAAAAUUUUAGAAACACUUUAAGUAUGAAUAAAUCUAUGUAUCACUGAAACAUACUUCUUCAUUGAUUCAAAUUUUAACUGUUUCUGACUAAUUUUCCAUAUUCUUCGUUCUGAAGUGUUCUUGAAUAAGUUUCAAGAAGAAAAUUUUGGUAGUGUCGCGUAAUGAAUUCAGACGAUUACCGCACCAAUAUUUACUAAGUAUCUUAAUUCCUUUAGAUUACUCACAUGAGAAUUAUAUCGUAUUAUCUGAGAUAUUCACAAGGGAAGCAAUAUUUAUAUACAGAUUAAAGAGCUAUGUAUUAUCAAUUUUGAACACUCAAUAAAUUUAUCAAAUUACAACAAGAUAAGUUUUAGCAGUCACAGGAGUGAUAAGUUUAUUGGGGCAAUCUAAAGUUGCAAAAUAUUUCAAAUUUAGUCAGUUUUUUAAGCAGUAAUAUAAUUUUCCAAAUCGAAAAUAAAAUAAAGAACAAUAUUAAAAAUUACGAAUUUUACUAUAGACAUACAAAAUAUUACAAUUAAAGUACCAGUAGAAUUAAAAACAAAAAAUAAUAAAAUAAUGAAAAAGUACUAAACAAAGCUUUGGUCUUAUUUAUUAUAGAAAAUUUUUCAUUAUCAACUUUUAUUUUUUUAAAGGAAAUUAAUUACUUUUACAAAAAAUUACAAUGAUCGGUCUUGAAUAAAAUAUGUGACUUAAGACUAGCUAUUAAAAUUGCUAUAGGGUAAGUGUGCCAAAUUUCGUCAUAGUUGCAUGCAAGCGCCAAAGUCUCAAGUUUGAAAAGAAAUAUUUGUAAUACAAUUUUUGUUUUUAAAUUCUUUUAAUGAGUGUUGCUUGGAACCUAUAAUUUAUAAUAAAUAAAAAUGUAGACAUAGCUUUGGUGGCAUAUUUCGACCACCUUACUUCUUAUUGUUCCCCUUUUGGAAUUCUUCCAAAGUCUUUUUUACAUCAUCUCGUUCGUCGAAGGGUCAUUUUUUGUUAUUCUUUUUGCAUUGUAUAAUCUCCAGAGUAACCAAAAACUAAAAUCUCAUGGAAAUUUGAGGAAUAAAAAUAGUGGCCGAAAUUGCAAGCUGGCCGAAAUUUGGUACACUUACCCUAAGUUAGGCCAGAUUCAUUGAAGGAAUAAUGAGAAAAAUAUAAAGUGUUUGAAGUCAGAGUAUGUGCAAAGCCUGAAAGAUUUCACCUUAUUUUUUUCUCAAUAAAAACAUCGAUAAAUGUGUAAGGUACGAAUUCCAAAAUAUAAACAUUCUAUAUCAAGUAUUUCUUAUAUAGAGUGAAUGGGUAAAUAAAACCUGUUGAACAUCCAAAGACAGAAACAAUUAGCAAUGUCUUUAAUUCAGAUAAAAAAUAAUGGUAAAAUAUUCUGAUAUUUCUUAGUAUUUUCUUCUUUAGUACUUUUAUAAACAUUUAAGCUCGAUUAAAUUUAUUGCUGAGA